Molecule: messenger RNA, 2605 nt
Organism: Abrus precatorius (Indian licorice)
Lineage: Eukaryota; Viridiplantae; Streptophyta; Magnoliopsida; Fabales; Fabaceae
Exons: 12
Coding region: 127-2277 (716 amino acids)
Biological process (GO): proteasome-mediated ubiquitin-dependent protein catabolic process
Cellular component (GO): cytoplasm; nucleus
Source: RefSeq, a predicted model, not a curated record
AUAGAAGUAACCCACGAAUCAUAUCAAUCUCUAUUUCAAUUCAUAUUCGAAUUCCAAACUAAUCCAUUCAUACCAAACAAAACACAACUCACUCAGAUUUCAGAUUCUCACCAAAUUCUCAAGACAAUGGAGUCGACGCCGGUGAAUUGGGAAGCUCUUGACGCUCUCGUCAUCGAUUUCGCCAAAUCGGAAAACCUAAUCGAAGACUCAUCCUCCGCUCCCUCUCCAUCCUCUUCCCCUUCCUCUUCCUCUUACCACUCCAGACUCGUCAUCCGCCAGAUCAGACGCUCCCUAGAGACCGGCGCCAUUGACGCAGCCGUCGAUCUCCUCCGCCUCCACGCUCCCUCCAUCCUCAACGACCACCGGAUUCUCUUCCGUUUGCACAAGCAGAAAUUUAUUGAGCUUCUUCGGAAGGGGACGACAGAGGAUCGAGACUCUGCUAUUGAGUGCCUGAGGACGGCUCUCGCUCCUUGCGCGCUCGAUGCGUAUCCGGAAGCAUAUGAGGAAUUCAAGCAUGUGCUGCUCGCAUUUAUAUAUGACAAGGAUGAUAAGACUUCUCCAGUGGCCAAUGAGUGGUCAGAAUGGAGGAGGCUUGACUUAGCUGGGUUUAUGUCCUCUAUGUUAAGGGCUCAUUUAAAUGCUUAUGAUCCAAUUUUUUCAAUGGCUCUGAGAUAUUUGAUAAGCAUACACAGGGCAUAUUGUUUACGUCAAGGUAUUACAUCACCAAUCUCUGAUCUCACUGAAAGAUUGCUCCUUGAAGAGCGGGACCCUCCUGCAACACCACAGGACAUUUUAUAUGAAGUACCACCAUUUGAUGAGGUUGACAUACAGGCUCUUGCACAUGCUGUAGAGCUUACCAGACAAGGGGCAAUUGAUAGCUUGAGAUUUGCUAAGGGUGAUCUGUUCCUGGCAUUUCAGAAUGAAUUAUGUCGUAUGAGAUUGGAUGUUCCCCUUCUUGAUCAACUUGUUCGUGAGUAUUGUGUUUACAGAGGCAUCGUUGACUCUGGUAGAGCAUCUCCUCUGUUGAAUCCUAGCUCUUCCGGGAAGCAACCUAUUCCAGAACCCAUAAAAUUCAACCAAGACCCUGGGUGUUGCUCAUCCAGGGAUUGUUCUCUUGAGCUAGAUUGUAAUGCCAGCAAGCAUUCUGAUGGUGAAACCUCUGUUACCAACGCUCAGAUGGAUGGUUCCCCUGAAAAUAGUGCUGAUGUAACAAGCAUGCGACGAAUCGAUUUUGAAGUACGAUAUGCUUCUGAACUCACAAGCAUUCAUGAAGACUGUAGCACCAGUGGAUCACAUCAACAUGAAGAUCCAAGUGUUUUGCAACGAAGCAGAUUGCCUGCAAAUGGAGAAAGGAGCAAACGCAAGCGUUGGAGAGGACGGUAUGAUGACAGUAGUUACAUGCCCAGUACAUCUUUGGAAGAGCAGAGCAAGCAAGAGCAUAGCAUAAAUACCACUGUUUCAACAUUAUCAAAGGAGAAACAGGGCUCUGAAAAGCUUUCUGUACAUGAAGUUAGUAUUGUAGAAGAUAAAUAUGAGAUUCUGUUGGGAAUGAAGGAAUUAGCUAGCAGAGGAAUGGCUGCUGAAGCAGUUGAGGAAGUCAAUGGUAUUGACCCCAAUUUCUUUGUACAGAACUCUGUUUUGCUCUUCCAACUCAAGCAGGUUGAAUUCCUCAAGUUGGUCAGCUCUGGUGAUUAUAAUGCUGCUUUAAGGGUUGCUUGCACUCAUUUGGGUCCUUUAGCUGCUAGUGAUCCUGCUUUAUUAAAGCCAUUGAAAGAAACUCUCUUGGCUUUACUACGACCUAAUGAAGAUGCUCUUGGAAAUGCAUUACCUCUACAUGCUCUAGCUGCAUCUCUCCAGGUGGCAGUUGGUCGGAGGCUUGGUGUUGAAGAACCUCAACUCAUGAAAAUAAUGCGAGCCACUCUUCAUACUCAUAAUGAGUGGUUUAAACUUCAAAUGUGCAAAGAUCGUUUUGAAGGUCUCUUGAGGAUUGAUUCCUUGAAGGAAGCAAAUACUCCCUUCCUUUCACCAGCCUGUACGUCCAAGUCAUUUGCUGAUAGCUGCACAAAUGGAUCUUCUCAGGCUACAGUAUCUUCAGGAACCAGAAUGUCAGAAGAUGGUAGCAGUCCAACUCAAGUGUCUUCGAGGGACGCCAUCUGUGAUGAAGGUGCAAUACUCAAAGUAAUGGAGUUUUUGGCUUUGCCUAGGGCCGAUGCUAUACAUCUGCUUGCACAAUACAACGGAAAUGCGGAGACCGUCAUUCAGCAGAUAUUUGCCUAGGCAUUGUGAAGGACAAUAGAAUUUGUUUAUUUGAAGAAGGGUCAAAUUAUUAUUUUUUCAAUAUUAUUUUAUUCAAUUUGUGAAUUUUUUUUAUAACGUGUACAUAUAUAGCUGCAAAGAGGAAGUCGCUGCAACGUUUGAAAUCCAAAUUGACACAAACUACUCUCCUGUACAGAAUCUCUUGAUUUUUUACCUCAGUUUUAAUAUGAGAAAGGUUGUAUUUAAUAAAAUAAUAAUUGGCGUGAUUCAAGUGGGUUUAAAAGACUUGUAUUCAUAUACUUUUUACAUGAGCAAUGCUAUUACCGAAUGAUAAGGUGAAAAUUGUGUG